AUGAGUGAUAUAGAAAGUGAAAAGGAAGUUGCCCCUAGCACUGAUCAAACAAUGCCAAGGGAAGAAGAAAACGUGAAGUUAGAGAGAGGCCACUUUUGGGAAGGCAACCUCUCUGAGAAGUUUACCAUUAAGGAAUCUACGGAAAAAGAUGGUCAUUUCGAUGUAGUGUUGGAAGAACCCUUUCAGGGUAUUCGUGUCAAUACAACGUUGCAGAACAACAAAAUGCACGGAGAAACAACAUUUACUUCGGAGGAUGGAGUUGAACUCGGUAAAUUGACUUUUGUGGAAGGAAUUGCUACGGGACCUUGUACAUUGAAUGAUGAGUCAGGCAAACUGUAUUUCAAAGGAAGAAUGGAAGAGGGAUAUCGCCAAGGUCGAGGAGCGGAAUAUGAUGAGUCUGGCAAUGUGACAUUCGAUGGUUUUUAUGCCAAGGGAACCAAGCUUGAAAACAUCGUUCCAUUAGAAGAAGUGAGUGGAUACUGGAAAGAAUACAACGCCGAGCACAAAUUGGUCAGUAUUAGUCAGCGAGAUGAUUUCGGAAGAAAAGAAGGAAUUUGCUAUUUCUAUGAUGGUGAAGAGAAGAUGGACCGAAUCAGUGAAUGGAAGGAAGAUAAGGAAGUAUCCACUUCGGGUUAUUGUGAGAUAUUCGACGAGCCGCGCAAAGUGUGGUAUAAGGGUUAUUUUGAUAAUGGAAAACGAGUCUUUACUGUUCCAUUAGAAGAAAGAAAAGGAUACUGGAAGGAGUGCAACGAAGACAACAAACUAGUUUGUAUUUGUCGCAAAGAUAAAGAAGGCAAGUACGAUGGUAUUUGUUAUUUCUAUAACAACGAAAAGAUCAGUCAAGUCAGCUAUUGGGAGCAUGGAAAGGAGGUGAGAGUCAUAAAGCAGUUCAAUGGCCUAACAAUGACUGAAUACAACGAUGAGAAGCAGAAGCUGUAUGAAGGAGAAUACCUAGAUUCUUUUGAAUUGGACUAUCCCCGACAUGGAAAGGGAACCAGUUACAAGAAUAACGAGGUCAAUAAAAAGACGACUUGGCUAACUGGUUAUUCGACACAGGGACUAUUGCUGACAUUCUUGGCAAUAGUAAUUGUGUUAGUUAUUUUAUUUGUGAUAGAUGUGAUUUUGGGUCUUGUUGUUACAGCAAUUGUCGACUUACUGGUUAUUAUUCGAUGGAGUUGUCCUAAGCUGUUGGGUAGUAAACUAUGUAACAAGACAGACCUCCAGUUAAUGGCAGAUUACAUGAAAACUAAAUCUUCCAAGACUACAGAAAAAGAAAAAGAAACCGAAAAGAAAAAAUCGUCUAAUUGUUUUUACAAUAACAUUUAUUUAACAAUAACUGUUAUUCUUUCUCUUAUUAUUGUAUGUGUCUUAAUUGGUGCCCAUUUCUACUAUUCUUUGGUGAAUCCUUACGUGAGUGUGUUUCAAGGUACCUACAAAGUGGGGUCGAAUAAACUCAACAAGCUAUCUGGAUUUAAGAUUAGUAAUAGAGCGUUGCUGAAGUCAAUUGAAAUUGGAACCGGUUGUUUUGAAGUUGCUUCUGUGUUCCAAAUCAAGGGACUGAACUCGCUGAACUCUGUUAAGAUCGGUUCGAAUUCGUUUACUGAGCAAAGAAACAAUUUUGGAAAUGAUGGAUCGAAAUCAUUCCAUAUUUUGAAUUGUAAAAAUCUACAAUCAAUCGAGAUCGGUGAAUAUAGUUUUAGUGAUUUCGGAGGUGACUUUGAGAUAAAGAACCUUCCUUCUUUGAAAUCUCUUGAAAUAGGUGUGAUGAACACAUCAUCCUAUAAUUUCUAUUCUGUGAAAUCGUUUAUUAUUGAAGGUAUGGAGCAGUAUUUCUCAGGUUGGUAA
This is a messenger RNA of Blastocystis hominis, 1845 nucleotides long. RefSeq lists its product as hypothetical. The record is from RefSeq and is a predicted model, not a curated record. The transcript has a single exon. Lineage: Eukaryota; Bigyra; Opalinata; Blastocystidae. Bases 1 to 1845 code for a protein of 614 amino acids.